CACAAUUCCCAAUUUCACAAUCCAUUCACAAACACCACUCAACCAUAAUUUUUCUAACCAAAAAGCACAAUGGAAACCACAUCCACACUUACCUAUUUCCUCCGCCAUGUCGCCGCCAAGUUCCCCUCUCGCCGAGCGCUCUCCGUCGCUGCCAAAUUUGACCUCACCCACUCUCGCCUCCAUCAACUGGUGGAAUCCGCCGCCCAACGGCUGCUCACCGCCGGAAUCAAACCCGGCGAUGUCGUCGCCCUCACCUUCCCCAAUACCGUCGAGUUUGUUAUCAUGUUUCUAGCCGUUAUUCGAGUGCGGGCCACAGCCGCGCCGUUAAACUCGGCUUACACAGACGAAGAGUUCGAGUUUUAUUUAUCCGACUCCGAGUCCAAGCUUCUCUUAACAUCUUCAGAAGGAAACAACGCAGCCCAAGCCGCAGCUUCAAAACUCAAAAUAGCUCACGCCACGGCUUCGGUAACCCAAGCCGAGAGUAACGAACCCGAGCUGAGUCUCUCGCUGAGUCAAUCCGACUCGGUUAACUCGGUCGAUUCGGUUGAGUCAGUGGUUAACGAUCCUGAUGACGUGGCGCUUUUCCUUCAUACAUCCGGCACCACAAGCCGACCCAAGGGAGUGCCGCUCACUCAGCACAACUUGCUCUCUUCGGUACAAAACAUUAAAUCGGUGUACCGACUCACUGAGUCUGACUCGACGGUGAUUGUGCUUCCGCUUUUUCACGUGCACGGUUUGAUUGCGGGGUUGCUUAGUUCCCUGGCGGCCGGUGCGGCGGUUGCGCUGCCGGCGGCGGGAAGGUUCUCCGCCUCUGCGUUCUGGAAAGACAUGGUGAAGUACAACGCCACGUGGUACACUGCGGUCCCCACCAUACACCAGAUUAUACUGGACCGCCACGCGAACAACCCCGAACCGGUUUACCCGCGGCUCCGGUUCAUACGAAGCUGCAGCGCGUCUCUGGCACCGGCUAUUUUGGGCAAACUCGAGGAGGCUUUCGGUGCGCCGGUGUUGGAAGCUUAUGCGAUGACGGAAGCGUCGCAUCUCAUGGCUUCGAACCCUUUACCACAAGAUGGGCCGCACAAAGCCGGGUCGGUUGGAAAGCCCGUGGGACAAGAAAUGGUUAUUUUGGACCAAACGGGCCGGGUUCAAGAGGCUGAAGUUAGCGGAGAAGUUUGCAUUCGUGGCCCCAAUGUUACGAAAGGGUAUAAAAAUAACGUGGAUGCCAAUACGGCGGCGUUUGAAUUUGGUUGGUUCCAUACCGGUGAUGUUGGCUACUUGGAUUCUGAUGGUUAUUUGCACCUCGUGGGUCGCAUCAAGGAACUCAUCAACCGUGGAGGCGAAAAGAUAUCACCAAUUGAAGUUGAUGCUGUUCUGCUUUCACAUCCGGACAUUGCACAAGCAGUAGCUUUCGGAGCGCCUGAUGCCAAGUACGGUGAAGAGAUAUAUUGUGCGGUUAUCCCAAGAGAAGGAUCAAACCUUGACGAGGCAGAGGUGCUAAGAUAUAGCAAGAACAAUCUUGCAUCCUUCAAAGUUCCCAAAAAGGUCUUCAUUACUGAUUCUCUGCCCAAGACUGCCACCGGAAAGAUUUUGCGUCGUCUUGUGACAGAACACUUUGUCUCUCAAAUUUGAUCAACUUGAGUCCCCACCUUUCAUUCCUAAACUCCAUACCUUCUCUAUACAUUGAUGGAGUCCGAAGACUAAUGACAAUAAUAUGGCAACUUGGCAUUUAAGAGGAAGGCAUACAAUAGAUUAUACUUUUCAAUGUUUCGUCUGAAAUGUUUACAUUGUAAUGUUUUCAAUGUUUUUUUAUACAUAUUGAGUACUUUCUCAGUCCA
Vigna radiata var. radiata (mung bean) is the source of this 1835-nucleotide messenger RNA. Its product is annotated as oxalate--CoA ligase-like. Gene Ontology annotation, molecular function: medium-chain fatty acid-CoA ligase activity. The record is from RefSeq and is a predicted model, not a curated record. NCBI's taxonomy places the organism in Eukaryota, Viridiplantae, Streptophyta, Magnoliopsida, Fabales, Fabaceae. Gene Ontology annotation, biological process: fatty acid metabolic process. Bases 70 to 1629 code for a protein of 519 amino acids. The transcript is spliced from 4 exons.